Molecule: messenger RNA, 486 nt
Organism: Naumovozyma dairenensis CBS 421
Lineage: Eukaryota; Fungi; Ascomycota; Saccharomycetes; Saccharomycetales; Saccharomycetaceae
Product: glutathione peroxidase
Exons: 1
Coding region: 1-486 (161 amino acids)
Biological process (GO): response to oxidative stress
Molecular function (GO): glutathione peroxidase activity
Source: RefSeq, a predicted model, not a curated record
AUGACAACUUUUUACGAUUUAACGGCAAACCUACCGAACGAUGAAACAUUCCAUUUCUCAGACUUAAAAGGGAAAGUAGUUCUGAUAGUAAAUGUAGCUUCAAAAUGUUCGUUCACACCUCAAUAUAAACCCUUAGAACACUUAUAUAGAAAGUACAAAGACAAAGGGUUUACCAUUUUAGGUUUCCCCUGUAACCAGUUUGCUGGCCAAGAACCUGGAUCAGAUGCAGAUAUUAAGAAAUUUUGCCAGGAAACUUUUGGUGUAACGUUCCCACUAAUGAAGAAAAUUAAUGUCAACGGAAGUCAAACUGAUCCUGUAUAUCAAUACUUGAAGUCUCAAAAACCAGGAGUAUUUGGUCUGAAGACUAUAAAGUGGAACUUUGAAAAAUUCUUAAUAGAUAAGAGCGGUAACGUAUAUGAGAGAUAUUCAUCUUUAAUAAGGCCAGAAGAGUUGGAAAAGGAAAUUGAAAAAUUACUAGGUCAAUAA